Anoplopoma fimbria (sablefish) is the source of this 690-nucleotide messenger RNA. It is a transcript of the gene spi2, whose product is annotated as Spi-2 proto-oncogene. Lineage: Eukaryota; Metazoa; Chordata; Actinopteri; Perciformes; Anoplopomatidae. The coding region runs from base 49 to 690 and encodes 213 amino acids. The record is from RefSeq and is a predicted model, not a curated record. The transcript is spliced from 5 exons. Gene Ontology annotation, cellular component: nucleus. Gene Ontology annotation, molecular function: DNA-binding transcription factor activity, RNA polymerase II-specific; sequence-specific DNA binding. Gene Ontology annotation, biological process: cell differentiation; regulation of transcription by RNA polymerase II.
CUUCCAAACUGCAAGGACUGUACUGCAUCAGAUUCAGCCUCAUCGAUCAUGAAUUCUUUCCAGGAGACUCAAUCUGAUUUGGAGGUGAUCCUAGAGUUCCUAGAGGAGUACUACAGACAACACACUGGAGGAAAUGUGGACAAGAUGUACUGCACUGCAGUUGUGCCUGUAGAUGAGAGAAGUGCACCUGUGGACGAAGGAUCAUGCGAGCAAAGCUGGACGUGCAGUGAUCCAGCUACCAUCAAACCUGCACUUCAGCCUUUGCUGGCACAUGAUGCACCGACAGCCCACAGCCAGAACACAACAACAACAUUGUCUGCGCGUGGGUCACUGCCAAACUUUUUAUCAACAAGACAACCAACCAAACACACAGUGGGGAGUGGUGGAAAGGUGCGCCUCUUUCACUUUCUGUUUGAGAUGCUGGAGGAUCCGAACAUGGCCCACUGUGUGUCCUGGGUGCCAGCAGCCGCCGGCGUCUUCCGCUUUUCUUCCACGAACAAGGACCAGGUGGCGGCGCUGUGGGGGCAGAGGAAGGGAAACAAGAGGCCCAUGACUUACCAGAAGAUGUCCCGAGCCCUCAGGAACUACGCCCGGUCAGGAGAGAUCUUCAAGGUGAAGAAGAAGCUCACCUACCAGUUCAGCCGAGAGACGCUGAUGCUGCUGCAGAAGUGUCAACGAGGAGAUUUGUAA